Messenger RNA from Camellia sinensis, 1928 nucleotides. The record is from RefSeq and is a predicted model, not a curated record. NCBI's taxonomy places the organism in Eukaryota, Viridiplantae, Streptophyta, Magnoliopsida, Ericales, Theaceae.
UUCUAUGUUCACACACUACAUGUUGAAUUCAAGAACCUUGGAGGAAACUCCCCUUUCCAUCACCACAAGAUAUAAAUAAAGACCCUUAUGUGCAGUAUUAUAUAUAAAGACAUAAGAGAGGCCUCUGAUCUUACAAUCUCUUAUCAAACAAUCUGAUCAAUCUCUCACACCCUCUUUCACCUUCAAUAUACUUCACCCGUCAAAUUCAAACAUGAAGCAACAAAGCAACUCCAUUUUCAUUUUGGGAUCCAUUCUCAUUUUGCUUCUUUUCUGGCAAACAACAUCAGUCAAAGCUCAAGAAGUUGAGGAUGAGAAAGAGUUUGAUUAUGCCAAAGGAAGCGAAAAGGGUCCGGAGCGAUGGGGAGAGAUAAAGGAAGAAUGGGCAGCUGGUAAGCAUGGAGAAAUGCAGUCUCCAAUCGAUAUGGUGAAUAGGAGGGUGAAAAUAAUCAGAAAAUCAAGGGUGUUAGUGAGUAAUUACAAGCCUUCCAAUGCAACUGUCAAGAACAGAGGCCAUGAUAUAUCGGUUCAAUGGACUGUUGGUGAAGCUGGAUCAAUUAAGAUCAAUGGCACAGAGUACCUACUCCAACAAGGCCACUGGCACUCCCCUUCAAAGCACUCCAUCAAUGGCAGAAGGUAUGCCAUGGAACUGCACUUGGUACAUGUAAGCCCACAAGAGAACGGAGAGGAUAAGAUUGCUGUUAUUGGGGUCCUCUACAGGAUUGGUCGGCCUGACUCUUUUCUAUCUCAGUUGACGAGGAAUAUAUCAGAUAUGAUUGAUAAGAAGGAAGAGAGACACUCUGGGGUGAUUGAUCCAAGAGAAAUUAAAAUGGGUGGCAAAAGAUAUUACAGAUACAUGGGAUCACUCACUGUUCCUCCAUGCACUGAAGGUGUUGUUUGGACCAUUAAUAAAAAGGUGAUGACUGUUUCAAGAGAACAAGUGAAGUUACUCAGAGAGGCUGUUCAUGAUUAUGCAGAGGAAAAUGCAAGACCACUACAACCACUCCACGAUCGAGAGAUCUACCUCUAUAAGCGCCCAUAGUUUCUAAUAGAAAGCAUAAAUACAAGUAAUUGAUGAAGACAAAGAGUUAUUAAUACACAUUAUUGUUAACAUCCACCUUUCAUUUGUUAUUUUUUAUUUUUAUAUUUCUAGCUGGAGGGCAUGAAUACAUAGAACAAGACUCGAAUGGACAUUUUUGUUGUGAACUCUAUCCAUGCAUUAUCAUUCUUUCUCAUUUUAAUAAAAACAUUUUGGUGCUUUAUUUAGCCGUGUUAUCCAACUUGUGCUAUUAAUCAUAUUUACAUUAUAGAUUUAGUGGGCAUUAACAAAAAAUUAAGUUUAGAUAUGCCUUUGCAUAACAAAUCGAGUUUCAACAAGCCAAAUCCUAUUGUAAUUUUCUGCUGAUACUAUACCAAUCUGAUAAAAGUCACUAAUUCGGCCCCCUAUUUUGUGGCACUUACUAGUUAGUUUUUCGAAAAUGUUUGUUUGGCAACGUUUUAAUUGAUUAAGCUCUAGUCUUGUAACUAAAGAGAUAUGAUAAAAAGAAUUUAUUUUUUAUUUUUUUGUUUUUUUGUGAAGAAGGCAAUUCCCAGUCUAACGUUAGCAUUGCUUGUUCUAAAAUAUUGAAUAGAAAAGAAAAAAAAAAAGUAUUAAACUUAGGCCGAGAUCAACCAUUUAUUUUUAAAGAAAUGAGUUUGGUUGAAUUUUUGGACUAGGAACUAAUUGCCCUUCAGUUAUCUUAAAAAUGUAGGGACCAAUCGAGAUAAAGAUUACAACUCAUCUAAUGGCAGAGAAAUGAAGGGCAGGAGGAAGCAUAUGUGACCAUCUUAUAAUCACUUCAAAAAUACUCGAUUUUGUAAUGAGGAUUUUUUUUAAAGAUCCUUAAUAUUAAGAUUUUAUAAGAUAAAUGACAUACAAUACUUUCAAAGUA